Lutzomyia longipalpis is the source of this 1087-nucleotide messenger RNA. RefSeq names its product delta(3,5)-Delta(2,4)-dienoyl-CoA isomerase, mitochondrial. The record is from RefSeq and is a predicted model, not a curated record. NCBI's taxonomy places the organism in Eukaryota, Metazoa, Arthropoda, Insecta, Diptera, Psychodidae. Gene Ontology annotation, cellular component: mitochondrion. The transcript has 2 exons. Gene Ontology annotation, molecular function: delta(3,5)-delta(2,4)-dienoyl-CoA isomerase activity. The coding region runs from base 77 to 973 and encodes 298 amino acids.
UAUCUUGAAUUACUUUCACUUCUUAAUUUUUAAUCGAAGAAAAUUCACAAUUUGAAGUACUUUUUCUCAUUGCGGAAUGAGUUUCUUGUCUCGUGGAAGUUCUCUCUUAUCUCCCAAAAACCUCCAAAGCCUCCACAAAGCAAUGUCCACAUUUGCCAAUUUGAAAGUCAACACCCCGAGUCCCUUUGUCGUUCACGUUGAACUGGACAAUCCCAAGAGGCACAAUGCUAUCAAUAAUGAAAUGUGGAAGUCCCUCGGGGAGUGUUUUGCAUCUCUGCACACGAAUCCCGAUUGCCGGGUGAUUGUCCUCUCGGGCGGAGGGAAGAACUUCUGUGCUGGCAUUGACCUUAUGAGCUUCAUGUCAAUGGGUAAGGAGUUGAGUGAACAUGAGGACGUGGCACGACGGGGACGUCUGUUGGACAACAAAGUCCGCAUAUUUCAGGAUUCCAUUUCAUCCCUCGAGAGGUGCAUGAAGCCCAUAAUUGCCGUGAUUCAGGGAGCUUGCGUGGGAGCUGGAGUGGAUCUCACAACUGCCACGGAUGUCCGUUACUGCACCACAGACGCAUGGUUUCAGGUGAAAGAGGUGGAAAUUGGAAUGGCAGCCGAUGUGGGUACCCUUCAGCGUCUCCCCAAAGUCAUUGGAUCCCAGAGUCUCGUGCGUGAGCUCUGCUUCACGGGCAGGAAGCUAGAGAGUGGAGAGGCCCUUCAGUUUGGGCUUGUUAAUCGCGUCUUCAGCACAAAGGAGGAAAUGCUGAAAUUCGCCUUUGAGACUGCCGCUAAAAUUGCCGCUCUCAGUCCUGUUGCUGUGCAAAAUACCAAAAAGAGCCUCAUCUAUUCCUUCGAUCGCCCUGCCCAGGAGGGAUUGGAUCACAUUCGCGAGAUCAAUACGCUUGCCCUGCAAAGUGAGGACUUUAUUGCUGCAGCUACAGCAGCCGCCACAAAGGGAGAAGCAGCAGAAUUCUCAAAGCUCUGAAAAUUCUCAUGAAAGCUUCAAAAGUUUGAAAAUUAUGAUAUUUUUGGGUUUUUUUUGUACCUAAUGUUCUUGAGAUAUUUUUUAGAAAAUAAAAGGUAAAGGAAAUUUUGAAAA